This is a messenger RNA of Fusarium venenatum, 1902 nucleotides long. RefSeq lists its product as uncharacterized. NCBI's taxonomy places the organism in Eukaryota, Fungi, Ascomycota, Sordariomycetes, Hypocreales, Nectriaceae. The record is from RefSeq and is a predicted model, not a curated record.
AUGCUACAAACAACCUCCUACUUUAUCAAAUCAUCAAUCCCAUUCUAUCACAAUGCCGUCAAGUCCCUUAUCUUCAAAUGUGCAGAAUUACUUAUGGGCAUUUUUGUUUAUAAGCUAUUCUCACUGAUUGCAGCCCGAUUAAACAAGUUUACAUCAUACCUCAUGCUUACAGAGGAUUACAUCCAACGCACACUCUAUAUUUCAUCCCGCGGUGUAUCAAGUGCAGGAUUAGUUGUACUAGGCUUCAGUCUUCUCAAUAUCCUGUUAUCACUAUAUGGUACACUUCUCUGGGCAUUAGAUGCUCCGGGGUAUAUAUCCAGAGUAUCCAAUGCAACAGCUAUCGACUACCAGGAUCAGAGAAAUGAGAAUCCGCCGUAUAUCAUUCAGCUCUCACUGAACUCGACUCAGCUUAACAGUACUGAACGGAAGCUUCCGCAGAUGAUAGGCUCAGACCUUUUUCUUCCCGAAUUGAACUAUACCUUAACUGGCCUAGUUACAAAUAGUCAUGGAAUGCCAGAGGUUAUCCCAUAUCCGCGAUCAAACUCCACUGGCGCCCGGAUUUGGCUCGAUACCGAAGGGUUUUCAGUUUCUCCUGAUAGUUAUGUUAUGUAUCCCGAGAAGCAAACCCUUGAUGGCCAUAACUAUACUUUUGAUAUCGCAUAUCUCGAUGGAUCAGCUGUUUGGAAUAGCACAUUUAGCAAUGUCUUUGCACUAGACUUUGUGAAAAUGGUUGCUGGAAAGCCAGAGGUUCAUUGGGAUGACGAAUCUGAUAAGAAGUUCGACUCGAGAUAUAUCGACCCCAAUAAAGAGGAUAACAUCUGGUUUUCUUUUGGCGCUGGCGGAGGUUCUGCGCUUCUGAAACAGGUUUUUACCGUCACCAAGGGGAGAAAACGCCAUACUUUUAUCGAUUCCACACUUAAAGUCACCAUGUUAACUACCCCUGGAGUUUUCUUCACCGACAGGGAGGUCACAGAUCUCGUGGGACGCGCCUGGAGCACUGAUGCACCAGACAAAAGUGCUCCACUUAUCGGUCAAAUUACUAAAAGUAUAAUAAAUGCUCAAAAUCAGGGCAUGAGCUAUCACUUUGGCGGGAAUAUGCUCCACAAUGGCAACAAAUCUGCUAUACAACAUCACUGGGGCUACUAUACUGUGGUAAAUAAUAAUGAGACUCUAUACUCUCUUAUUAGCAUUACUGACACCAAUAUCACCCUUAUUCGAUCUGAAACCAUCUCUAUGACGCCAGAGCCUUUUGAGUUCUGUGAGAGAACAAACUCUCAGAACGAAGCCUUUGGUGGAAGGCUUAUGCGUAUCGACUGCCCAGGCAAUAUAGAGAGUGCUAACCCGAAGUUCUUUGGCCAAGUCGACACUACAGCUAUACUAGUUGGUCAUGGGCUAGGCGAUAGUCGAUCUAAUAUCAGCUCAGAGUCACUUAAUAACGACGCCUUGAAAUGGUCUCGGAAUAACUCAGAAACCAUUGAGUCACUGUUGAUUGCGAGAGCUUAUACUGUCAGCAUUGAUCCUUCUCUCGUGCAAAUCACUGUGGAUAAACUCAUUGUGGCUAUAUCCUACCUUCAGCUCGCUCUUAGCUGUUUAGCUUUACUUAUGGCUAUAGUCUUAUGGCUAACUCAUUUCAUCCUUAUUGAUACUCACUGGGCCAGCUCUCCCUUGGCCAAUCUAAUUUAUACUACAUCAGAUAUGAGUAGUACUAAACCUAGAUACAUAGCUGGCGAUCCUCGAAUAACCUUACAGUCUGUGGGAAAGAAGAAGCUAUUGGCAGUGGAUGGAAAGAUAGUAACAUUGAAUAGCCUUGCAGAUACUCAAGUAGAACCUCUGGCUAGUCCAGCAGCAUAUAGGGAUAGUACGAAAGAUCAUACAAAUGUAGGAGGUUAUCCCAUAGAUUAA